Messenger RNA from Ylistrum balloti, 2585 nucleotides. RefSeq names its product ATP-binding cassette sub-family E member 1-like. The transcript has 16 exons. NCBI's taxonomy places the organism in Eukaryota, Metazoa, Mollusca, Bivalvia, Pectinida, Pectinidae. Gene Ontology annotation, molecular function: ATP binding; ribosomal small subunit binding; ATP hydrolysis activity. Gene Ontology annotation, biological process: translational initiation; translational termination; ribosomal subunit export from nucleus. The coding region runs from base 131 to 1948 and encodes 605 amino acids. The record is from RefSeq and is a predicted model, not a curated record.
UCCUCUGGAGGCGGCCAUUUUUUCCCACCGAAUCAGCCACGACGGUGGGAAAAUAAAUUACGCAUAACUUUUAAAUCGGAACAGUGUACUAUAUUAAAUCUUUGACAAUUGCAGUUGCCCAUCCAGCAACAUGUCAAAAGGAGGUGCAACCUCGGACAAAUUGACACGUAUUGCCAUUGUAAGCACUGACAAAUGCAAGCCAAAAAAAUGUCGACAGGAGUGCAAGAAGGCAUGUCCUGUUGUCAGAAUGGGGAAACUGUGUAUAGAAGUAUCACCGGCAGAUAAGCUUGCAUUCAUAUCAGAAGAACUAUGCAUAGGUUGUGGUAUUUGUGCAAAGAAAUGCCCAUUUGAAGCUAUUUCUAUCAUUAACCUUCCCAGCAACUUGGAGAAGGAUACCACUCACAGAUACAGUGCAAACUCCUUUAAACUACACAGGUUGCCGAUACCAAGACCAGGUGAAGUGCUGGGGUUGGUUGGGACCAAUGGUAUAGGCAAGUCAACUGCACUGAAGAUUCUGGCUGGAAAACAGAAACCCAACCUUGGAAAAUUUAAUGAUCCACCUGACUGGACAGAGAUCCUAACAUACUUUAGAGGGUCAGAACUCCAAAACUACUUCACCAAAAUCUUAGAAGAUGAUUUGAAAGCUGUAACAAAACCUCAGUAUGUUGAUCAGAUUCCCAAAGCAGUCAAGGGUUCUGUACAAUUCCUUCUGGAUAAGAAGAAUGACAAAAAAAACCAGGAGGAAGUGUGUGCUCAGUUAGAUUUGCUUCAUGUACGAGACAGAAAUGUAGAAGCUUUGUCUGGAGGAGAACUACAAAGAUUUGCCUGUGCUAUUGUGUGUAUACAGGAAGCAGACAUCUUCAUGUUUGAUGAACCAUCUAGUUACCUGGAUGUAAAACAGAGAUUAAAAGCUGCUAUUGCAAUUCGAGACCUCAUUGCCCCAACAAAGUACAUUAUUGUUGUGGAACACGAUUUAUCUGUCCUCGACUAUCUGUCAGACUUUAUAUGCUGUCUCUAUGGUGUCCCAGGAGCAUAUGGUGUCGUCACUAUGCCCUUCAGUGUGCGAGAAGGUAUAAACAUAUUUCUUGAUGGAUUUGUUCCUACGGAAAAUUUAAGAUUCAGAGAAUCUUCACUAACAUUCAAGGUGGCUGAAACUGCAAUGGAGGAGGAGAUUAAGAGGAUGCGUCGUUACGAGUAUCCAACAAUGUCAAAAAAGCUUGGUAAUUUUGAAAUGAGUGUUGUUGAAGGCCAAUUUACUGACUCAGAAAUUAUUGUGAUGUUGGGAGAAAAUGGUACAGGGAAGACAACCUUUAUAAGAAUGAUGGCUGGCAAACUGGAACCUGAUACAAACGAAAAGUGUCCAGUGCUGAAUGUGAGUUACAAGCCACAGAAAAUUAGUCCAAAAUCGCAAGGUUCAGUACGACAAUUGCUACAUGAAAGGAUACGAGAUGCCUAUAUUCAUCCUCAGUUUGUCACUGAUGUGAUGAAGCCCCUGCUUAUUGAGGCCAUAAUGGACCAAGAGGUACAGAACUUGUCUGGAGGAGAGCUGCAGCGGGUGGCCCUGACCCUAUGCCUUGGAAAACCAGCUGAUGUGUACCUGAUAGACGAACCAUCUGCCUACCUCGACUCAGAGCAGCGUCUUCAUGCUGCUAAAGUUAUCAAAAGAUUUAUUUUGCAUGCUAAGAAGACUGCCUUUGUGGUGGAGCACGAUUUCAUCAUGGCUACCUAUCUUGCUGACCGUGUGAUAGUAUUUGAUGGAAAUCCGGGCAUUAAAACCAGGGCCAAUGCACCACAGUCAUUGUUGAAUGGAAUGAACAAAUUCCUGAUGUCCUUGGAGAUCACCUUCAGAAGAGACCCCAACAACUAUCGACCGAGGAUCAACAAACGUAAAUCAGUCAAGGAUUCCGAGCAGAAGAAAACUGGAAACUACUUCUUCCUUGAAGAUUGAAGCUGUUCUUCUGUGUUAAUGGCCUGGCUUAUCUCCCUUAAAGGCAGACUGCUUCACUCUUUCUGGUGGUGAAAAAUUGUUGGAUAUGAACCUGCGAAUAAACCUGAAAAUAAAUUUUAAAUCUGUGAAGCAGCUAGUGUUUUGAUAUUUUAGGACUGUUGAUCCUCAGGAUGGUGACACUGAUUGGUCUGAACCUGUACAACAUCAUUACCAACAGUUCUGUUCUUAGAUCUGUGGACUUGGGGGAAAAAAAGACAUUGCUUCUGGCUCUGGAUCACUGCUGCAUAUAUACAGUUGCACAAUAACUUACAAUUGUGCAGUUAUCUUUAUAGAGGGCCACUGCUGCAAGACUUUUCCUUGACAGAGAUUCCACCUCAGAGAAAUUUAUUGAAUCAACAAAUCUUUAUCAACAGCAAAAUUUUCUCCAAACUUCAAACUUGUAAACCCUUUAUCAAAGUGCUUUUGAUCCCUUUUGUUGACAGAUAAAUGUGAUUUAUAUAAGAACUGUCUUGUGGACAUUUUGUUUUCUAUUAUACUUAUUGAGAGGGAUGGGACCUUUUGGGUAUGUUAUGACAAAUGAAAUUUGUAUUUUGAUCAACUGUUACCAGGACUUAUUAAAUUAUUCUGUGCAAGAUGA